CCCUCCCUUCCUUUCUUCCUCUUUCUUCCUUCCUUUCUCUUCUUAUUCCUGCAGCCUCUCAGUCCAGGCAGGGAGGAACUUGGUGCUCCUGCAAAGUCUGGGAUCUGAGCGCCGCUGGAGGGCCAUGCAGAUCUGCGGUCCCCCGCUGUUAUACACCUCUAGAAUCAUUACUUUUUAAGUCCUGCAAAACUGAAGCAGAAAGAAAGAGAACCCCAACUCUGGAGCUCUGAGCCCCUGUUUUCAAUGUGGCAUACAGCAGCAGACCUGCUGAGUCAUGCACGCGGCUCCUCCUAGCAUGACUGUCAUCUGACUGGAGACCCACGAAGCCUUCACGCCCGUGCCUGGUGCCGGGGCCGCCAUGGCCGCUGCCUCCACUUCCACCCCUGUGAUUUCGGAGCCCCAGUUCACAGCCAUGAACGAACCACAGUGCUACUACAAUGAGUCCAUCGCCUUCUUUUAUAACCGGAGCGGCAAGUACCUGGCCACCGAGUGGAACACGGUCAGCAAGCUGGUCAUGGGGCUGGGCAUCACAGUCUGCAUCUUCAUCAUGCUGGCCAACCUGCUGGUGAUGGUGGCCAUCUACGUCAACCGCCGCUUCCACUUCCCUAUUUAUUACCUGAUGGCCAACCUGGCCGCCGCAGACUUCUUCGCCGGCUUGGCCUACUUCUACCUGAUGUUCAACACGGGGCCCAACACGCGGAGGCUCACUGUCAGCACCUGGCUCCUUCGCCAGGGCCUCAUCGACACCAGCCUGACGGCGUCCGUGGCCAAUCUCUUGGCCAUCGCCAUCGAGAGGCACAUCACAGUUUUCCGCAUGCAGCUUCACACACGGAUGACCAACCGGCGGGUGGUGGUGGUGAUCGCGGUCAUCUGGACGGUGGCCAUCGUCAUGGGCGCUAUCCCCAGCGUGGGCUGGAACUGCAUCUGCGACGUCGGAAACUGCUCCAACAUGGCUCCCCUGUACAGUGACUCUUACUUAGUGUUCUGGGCCAUCUUCAACCUGGUGACCUUCGUGGUGAUGGUAGUCCUCUAUGCUCACAUCUUUGGCUACGUCCGCCAGAGGACAAUGAGGAUGUCUCGGCACAGUUCUGGGCCCCGAAGGAACCGGGACACCAUGAUGAGCCUUCUGAAGACGGUGGUGAUCGUACUUGGAGCCUUCAUCAUCUGCUGGACUCCCGGGCUGGUCCUGCUGCUGCUCGACGCGUGCUGUCCACAGUGUGACGUUCUGGCCUACGAGAAGUUCUUCCUUCUGCUAGCUGAGUUCAACUCUGCCAUGAACCCCAUCAUCUACUCCUACCGAGACAAGGAGAUGAGCGCCACCUUCAGACAGAUCCUCUGCUGUCAGCGCAGCGAGAGCACCAGCGGCCCCACGGAAGGCUCUGACCGCUCGGCUUCCUCCCUCAACCACACCAUCUUGGCGGGCGUCCACAGCAACGAGCACUCCGUGGUCUAGAGGAGAACAGGGAAUGUCACGGGAGAAGCCAGCCGCCACCGAUGGACGUGUGAAUAGUCCCUCCGGACCCCAACACCCGCAGGCCAGGGCAGGGUGGGGGUGACCGGCAGAGAGAGAGGCAGGAUGAACUCACAUACUUAAACACUAACCAACGGCAAUAUUGUUCUCACAGCUCCAUGAGACUUGAUAGAUACUGGAAAUUUGCUUAUGUGACAAACCCUGAAGCUUUUAUGGCAGGCAGACUGUGGCAGUCUCACAAUGGAAUUCCUGACUAGACCCUGGCAUGCCACUCAGACUGCAUCAACUAGACUUCCAGAAACACUGCCCAGCUUGGUGCAAGUCAGACUAAGUUGUGAAUAAAUGAAUUCAUAACUUCAUUUACAUCAGGAUUCCCCUUUGAUUUUUAUUGGAGACACUGCAUUUAACAAGCGUGUUUGUACCUAUCAGCGUGUUUGUCAAGGAUAAGGUUAUAGACUGUUUUUAAGGGAGCAUAACUCCAUUUUUCCUUGUGUUGGGAAACUGCACAUUAGAAUUUUAUCAAAAGCGUGCAUGUAAUGUGUGUUUGCAUAAUACCUUAUGCAAAACCAGAAAAGGGUCUCAAUUUUGAUUCUUCUGAGAUCUAGAAGGCUCUAGCUGUGAAAGCUCGUAUUUGUUUAGGCUGUAAAGCAGACUGCUAGCUUGAGUUAUAUUAUCUUCCUAUUACAGGGUUGUAACUGUAUAAACUGAACAGGAAUGUAAGCUCAGAACCAAACAAAUGUGUACUCCAGAAAGUCCUAGGUGGUCAAGUGGAGCAGCAUUAUGCCAAAUGCUUAUCACACCCAAGUCUGUUCUGAUUGCCAGUACCCCUGAGGAAUUUCACAUAGCCUGUGUUUUCCUGUGUUAUGAAAUAGUGCAUAGUCAUUCUAUAAAACUUGAAAAGUGCAGAUAGGUACAAAAGAGGAAACAGAUUGCUAGUUUCACAUUCUAGAAGUGACAACACAUUGACAGCCAGGCUUUCUUCCCACUGAAGAAUUGUCACAUUUCCCCAAGGCAUAGCAUGUUUUACAAAGGCAUACUUUUACUGAAUAUAUAAUAUUCCAUUUAAUGACACAGCUCUGUUUAUUUACCCAUUUCCCCACAUGUCAGCUACUUAGGCUGUUCCUCAUUUUUUUUUUUUUUAUAAAUAAUGUUGCAAAAGUUGUGUGUACAUAAAACUUGCCUAUAUAAUUAAUUAUUUACUUUGGAUGUAUUCCCAUGAAGGAGUUUUUAAAUGUGAAAUGUCUUUUUAUUUUAUUCUCUUGCCUUUUAUAAAAAAAGGGAUUUCCUGCCUUUGUUUUGCAUGAGUGGCAAUUUGUAAGGAAAGCCAGUAAAAUCACUUUUUUUUUCUACAAAGGAAAUGCAGUAAUUACUUUAAUUGAAAGAGACUUUUUUUUUUUAAAUGUAAUGAGAUGAACUAGAAACCAUCAACUAUAACCAACAACUAGGAGACCAUACUUGGUAUGCCCAGAAAUUCCAAAUUUUCAUAUGGGGACAGGAUGCAGCUCUGGGGGGGUGGGAGGUCACAGCUGCAGUGCAGAACCACAGGAAAGCCAAAGGAUCGAGCCUGGAGGAGAAAGGGUCGCACAUGCAGCAGCUCGCGCCGUUCUUUGUUCUUUGCCGGCUGAGGUGCGCAUGUCGGGGGUGACUGGUGCUGCGGGCCUUGCUGGGAGCCACGCCAGUACAAGGUGCUUACUGAAUCCGUGGUGCCUGUACACCGGCGACUGCUCCCGUCUGCCAGAAUAAGCACGCCAUAAAGCGGCAGCCAUGAGAAAGGGGUGAAGUCAGAGCGCGGGAAAGAGAAAGGCGGCCGGGAGAAGGGCCUCCUAGCCCAGGAGGCAUCGCAGGCUCCGCAUCUCAGCAAAGGGCGGGUUGUCCAGUGUGGGGAGCCAGUCUGCAGAGAGGCAUUCGCACAUACUCGCUGUAAAGUACAGAGCACCUUCAGCAAGAAGACAGAGAAAUGAGCUUGUAUUUUUUUCCCUCAUUUGCUUGAAUUCUGACAGAUAUGGACAACUUGAAGUUAAGAACACAUGAAUCGGACCUGAAUAAAUCAUUCUCAGUCUUGUUUGGUAACCUGUGUUGUGUCCUCAUCAGUGCUGCUUCUCUUGCCCAAGAGUCUUCAGGCUCUGUUGUGUAUCACCUUCCUUUCUGGGACCUUUCUUUCCCCAGUAUCUGCUCAAGUCUGAGGUGACGUCUCAUAUUGCUGCAGAUCGGAACUGUUCUUUCAGUCUUCAGACAGUGACGUAGGACGAUACUUCCACAGCUGAGCUCCUUUAAAACACAUUUAAAAGGCUCUGAUUUUAUGGACUUUGUUUUUAAGAAAAAGCACUCAUUUGGAGUUCAUUAAAUCAAUUAGCCUCUAAGCUUAAGAACUGAAUAACCAGGGAGAUUAACAGUGAUAAGUGCCUUUCAGUUACGUCACUUGUGUUUUUAGCAUAUUGCUAAGAUGAUGGAAACUAGCAGAAUAUUUAUAUGAAUGCCUCAGCAAGUACUGGGAAGAGACAUUUAAAUACAAGUGACUGUGAGGCUGUUAGAAAUCAAACAUCUUAGAGCAGUCGGCAACUUGCGAUCAUACUUCAUGCUUACUUUCGCCAGAUGAGUGAGGCUAUGUGCUAGAUUCAGAGCCUCAAGUGAAUAAUUUAUAGUUUGUUUUAAUGGUUUUCACUUCUCUCUCCCUCCUUCUCUCUCUCUCUUCUCUCUCUCUCUCUCUCUUUUGUUUAUAGUUUUUGCCAGCAGUGCUGUAGGUUACACUGUUCAUUUUUCCUUGUUUAAGUUAUUGCAUUCAUCUCAUAAUGUCUGAAGUGUAAUUUUGUGAUGCUGUUUCCAGCUAUUCCCCUUAGCCCAGAAUUGUACUCUUGCCAGAUAAAAACUUGAAAUGCCUUUUUAAAAGUCAGGUCCCAUUUCAGGAGCAGUGAAGCAGGGCUGCAGGUGUCUCCCUGUCUCUCUCCCUCUCUCCCCCUUCUUAAUUUCUCUCUAUCCUAUCUCAUUAAAAAAAAAAAAGUCAGGUCCCUUCAUUAUACCAAGGUGAACAGAACAUUUUCACGUCAAGAACUUUGGAAAUGAAUUACUUAUUUUUUGGUCAGUGUGUUUUACUUGCUCCCAAGCCCUUAGAUGGACUGAGGUUUUUAUAUUGGGAAGGGUUUAGGUUAAGCAUCACUUAAGAAGAAAUAUGUGUAGCUAGAACCAAGAUGACUCAACUGUCUUCCAAGGAAGAGUCUAUUCAUGCUAAUACACAUAUAAAGUUUCCCUGUUCUCCCCUCUGAUGUGUGAUGCUUAUAUUCACAGAGCGGCCACACUAAUUUGUUCAACAAUGUAACAUGUAAAGAAUAGCUUAAAGCCUAAAGCUGAACUUGAGGAACUGGAGUCCACCGACUAAACUUAUUCUGUGUGACCUAUGACCUAAGGAUGGGUUGUCAGCCUUUUUAAUGAUUAGAGAAGGAAGACUAUUUUGUGGCAUAUAGGAAUCAUAUGAAAACAAGAUUUUAGGAUGGCCAUACUCACUAGCUUAUGCAUUUUGUAUGGAUAUUUUUUUUUUGUUCUAUAGCAACAGUUGCAAUAGAGACUACUUUUUUUUUUUUUCCAGAGCUCUGUUCAGCUCUGGCUUACGGUAGUACACGGGUACUGAACCUGGGACCUGGGAGCCUCAGGCAGGAGAGCCUGCUUGCAUAGUCAUUACGCUACCUCUCGCACCUGAGACUACACUUUAGCUUCUGGAACCUACUCUUUCCCUUUACAGAAUAAGCGUGUUGGUCUCUGACCUCAGAAUCCUAUUUCAGUCACACCACCCUCAUUUGAAUUGAGGUUGUUCCUUGCAAGAGGGAAAAAGAAAAGUCUUGUAAUUGGCCUCUCAAGCGUUAGACGACAAGUUAUAAAUCUCAUUUUAUGCUAAUGGGAUCCCUAACUUAGAGAGAAAUUUGCCAGGUUUGUAGGACUCUUGUUCCUGAGCCAUCUGUAUGUUGCCGACUCAGUGCCUUGUCGAAGUGCUUAGUGUCUCUGAGCAUUGAAAGGCCAGUUUCCCACAAGCCUGGCAUUUCUCUCAUGACCUCCUUCCAGCCGUCAGAGUCAGGAAACUUCCCAGAUGCCUACCUGCCAUUCAAUCCACAGCCCCCUUCAUGUGUGGGUGUCUGCCCCACCAUUUUCUUUACAAAAAAAAAAAGGGUUUAGCUUAGUAUUAGUGGUUGAAAGUGGCUGUCAUACCUCCAGUGUUACAAAAUCAGUAACAGUUCCUCUAGUCCUUCCUGACUUUUACUGUCACAGAGAUCACCAGACUCUGGCUUUUCUGGAGGUUCAAGUAGUGUGGGCGGAGACUUUCUCCAGUGAAAGAAACUAUCUGUCCCUCCCUUGAAUUAACAAUUCAUAGGAAAUAUUUUUUGCUUGUAGAAUUUUAACACUUACUUAGCAUUCAUUGAUAUUGCCAGGAUAAGCUAAUCAUUCUGAUGAUUGCCAAAUGAUGAAUUUUAUUAUUUUUUUCUGUUAAAAAUUUUAGUUAGCUUUCUACUAUGAGAAAAAGCUUUGUCCUUUGUUUAGUCACGGUUAUUUUUCUCCUUUAUUGGGGGAUUAAUGUUUUACAUUCGAUAGUAAAUACAAUAGCUUGUACAUGCGUAACAUUUCCCAGUUUUCCACAUAACAAUACAGCCCCCACCAGGUCCUCUGUCAUCCUUUUUGGACCUGCACUCUGCCCCCUCCCACCUCAGAGUCUUCGACUUUGGUGCAGUACACUGUGAACUCAACAUUUCCUAUUUGUUCAGUUAGUUACAAUGUUACUAUAAUUUAAAUAUUAUUCUUCCCCCUCCUUUCUUUUUUAAUUAGAUAUAACAUAGAGAAAUUGAGAAGGGGAGGGAGGUAGAGAGGGAGCGUGACAAACACCUGGUGAUUUUUUUAAAUUUAAAAUAUACUCUUUGUCUUCAUCUAAAAAUUCAUAAAUAAAAGUAUAUUUUAAAAGGCUUAUUAAUAAGCUACAGUAAUUAAGACACUAAUUAGUGUCUAGGGAAGGACUAGGGAAGUAGGUAUCUGGGAGAUUGUAAAUGCCCUAGAAAGAGUGAAGAUAAGGUCUGCUGGUCUUUAACAAGGACAAGGACAAGGGCAUGGAGCAAAGGUCAGCAGUGAUACACAGGUGGGCACACUCAGCUGGAUGCUGACAUGUCCCCUGCAGGGUUCAGGAUGCGCAAGACGCCCACCUACAGAGGCCAGACAGGCACCACCCGAGCCCCACACCCAGAUCUGGGCCCCAAGUCCCCCAGAGGGCGGGGAAGACGUGCUCCCCCUGGAGCAGUGCUACAGUGUCUCCUUCUCCCUCUCCAUUCUCUCUCUCUCUCUCUCUCUCUCUGUGUGUGUGUGUGUGUGUCACAACAGAAGGAAAAGGGGAAAAGGCUCUGGGAGCCAAGGAGUUGUCUUGCAGUCAGUUACCCAGGUGGCAAAGUAAAAUACCGAAAUAGACCAUCACGAUGAAGAUCUUCUGCAGAGCCACCAUGCCGUCUCCCCAGCCCUGUAACUUUCUCUCUUAAAAAUGACUCCUUAGAGCUCCCAUCUCCUAAAAGAGAACAGAAGCUCCCUCUACUAGUGCUUGCUGAGAGACAUCUUGGGUGGGAAAAGUCUGAGGGUUUAGAUGGAGAAGGUAGGUCGUGAGGACUGGUGUUGGCACACUUGCUUGAGCACACACAUCACAGUGCCCAAGGAUCCGAGUUCAAACCUCCGGGGGGUCCCCACCUGCAGGAGGAAAGCUUCACGAAUGGUGAAGCAGGGCUGUAAGUGUCUCUCUGUCUCCCUCUUUCAAUUUCUGGUUGUCUAUAUCAAAUAAAGAUGAUAAAAAAUCAGAGAGAGAGCAGUGGAGUGCGCAUGAACUCCUGAGCUCACGGCAGAUGGGAGCAGACAGCAGUGCUGAGAGUGAGGCACGCAGACUGGCUGGAGCAGAGCCCGGCGCUCGGCCCUCAGCCCAGACAGGACAAAGCUGGCCGCAGACAAGGCCUUUCCUCCUGACUCCACAAGCCCCUUUUGGUUCCAGAUGCUUCCAGCAACAAGCUUAUCAGUUAAAGCAGAAAAUGAAGUCAGAAGAAAAGUUAUGGAGAGGAAUUUGAAUUGACGUUCUGUUUUCAAGACGCGUUUAUUAAAUCAGAGGGAGAAAGCAGAGGUCUGUUCAGCUCUGCGCACAGCGAUGAGAGGUGCUGGGCCUGGGACCUCUAGGGCCUCAGGCAUGCAAGUCCAGUGCCCUGCUGCUGCACUUCCUCCUGACCCUUGAGGCAAUUUUAAGAGGUUUUUUAAAAAACGUUUUAAGCACAUUUUAAAACGAUUUUUGAAAUUGCUCUGCUUGAGUUCAGGUGGGACAUUUUUGUCCUACCAUUUAGUGGGCACAGGACUCAGUAAUACAGUUGAACUCGAUUGUAAAGCAGUGAAGGACUGGGUGGCAGCACGCGACUAGAACACAGCGUCACGGCUCAAGCCCCAGGCCCCCACCUGCAGGUGGAAGCUUCCAGGCAGUGGAGCAGAGCUGAGGUGUUUCUCUUGGUUCAGUCUCUCUCUCUCAAAGACAAAGAGAAAAUGAGUCAUUGAGCCUCAAAGGUGAUGACCCUGGUGGUAAAAAGAGAGAGAGAGAAGUGAGCAUGUAGCCCUAGUAACUAUAGUAACCACAGUGCACCUGCAUAGUGUGAUAAGACAGACACGUGAGAGCACAGAUAAGACGUCAACCCGAACCUGACUGGCCAAUGGAGAUGUGACCUUGAGACCAGAGGCCAGUUGAGUGGCAGCAGAGGCUCCGAAACCAGCUGGCUGAAGCACCUGCAGCGUUACUGACUGGAUGCUGCCGGUGCUGGUAAAAAUGUAGAGCGUGCGGCCAGUCUGGUAACCGCUUCCCCAGGCCCCAGGGGCCUCACUCAUUCGGUCCGGCAGCACGGCAGCUGGUGAGGACGUCCUGAGCCUCACCUGCGAACAGCCACUAAGUGAGGGGAGCUAUCAGGCUGACUGUGUGACUGUGUGACCUUUCUCUGGCAUCUAAAAAUAAGUAAAAAUUAUUGCUAACCCCGACACGCUCUCCGAGUGAGUCCUUGCUCUAAUUCCUUGCUCACGACAGAGAGAGAGAAAGAAAGUCACAUUUUGGCCUCUUUGAGAUGUAAACUUCAACCACAUGAACCAAAGAUUGGACUGUGGCAUACGUAUUACGUCAUAAUCAUGUUUUACGUAAUUUGGGAAACCUUAAUAAUAAUCAUGAUUCUUCAUUUUUAAAUUGCUGCCUGAUAGUCCACUGUGUGAAUAUACUAUAAUUAAGGUAAUGUCUGCUUGGUGUAUAUUCAAGCAGUUAUCAAAAUUUCCUUGUAAAAAAUUCUGUGAUUAGAAUCUUAAAUAUCUUUGUGCGUUUGUCUAAUUCUAUCAAAUAAAUUUCUAGAAAAGAAA
Erinaceus europaeus (western European hedgehog) is the source of this 8851-nucleotide messenger RNA. RefSeq names its product lysophosphatidic acid receptor 1 (gene LPAR1). The transcript has 5 exons. Gene Ontology annotation, cellular component: membrane. NCBI's taxonomy places the organism in Eukaryota, Metazoa, Chordata, Mammalia, Eulipotyphla, Erinaceidae. The record is from RefSeq and is a predicted model, not a curated record. The coding region runs from base 359 to 1453 and encodes 364 amino acids. Gene Ontology annotation, molecular function: lysophosphatidic acid receptor activity. Gene Ontology annotation, biological process: neurogenesis; phospholipase C-activating G protein-coupled receptor signaling pathway.